AUGGCCCUGAAACAUACCCACCAAAGGAUGGCCCCGUUGCCCAACGAGAACCCACCGGCCCACGGGCCAAGUUACAUCGGCCGUGUAACACCCAUCCCGACUAUCGUCACUACGAUCAAUUUUGAAUCUUCGAGGACCUCCAAUCUCUGUCUCUUGCAAACUUUAUCACUGUCGCGGCGACAUCUACGCUCGAGAUUUGACAAACUGCCACGAUCCGAAGCGGGCAUAUUGCGAAAUUCCUCGCGCCUUGGCGUGGCAACCCCUUCGCAGCUGACAGACGGGGGACGCCCCGAAGAGUUUUAUUGGAAUUUCCGCGGCGGCAUCGCGAAUCCGGAAUCCCCCGUUCGGCGCCGACCGGAGGAACUU
Messenger RNA from Iphiclides podalirius (scarce swallowtail), 366 nucleotides. NCBI's taxonomy places the organism in Eukaryota, Metazoa, Arthropoda, Insecta, Lepidoptera, Papilionidae. The record is from the annotation of a GenBank genome assembly.